AAACGAAAUGACACCUUCAAAACAUAAACGUGAAGAAAUCGUGAAUCAUGAAACCAUAACAAAAAUAAGUAGAAAUUAUUAAUUUACCAAUAAUUGAAUAAAUAAUUAACAUAAGUGCAGUAGAGUAAUAGAUUUCUUUUAUUUUGAAUUAUCAAUAUCGUUCUUAGGACUAGAUAUGAGUUCAUACGAAAUCAGUAAAUCAUCCCUAAUAAGUUUGAAAGCAGAAAUCCUACGCAAACAAGAAGAGUUGGGCAAAGCAAAGCAAGCAAAUUCUGAAAAAAUAAAAGUUAUAAAGAAAAAAGCAUUGGAGUUGAAAAACAAAGGAGUAGAUGAUAGAAAAUUGAAUGAUUUAAAUGAAGAGGAACAGGAUCUUUUAAAGUUGUCCAGGUCAAAACUAGAAGCCAAAUCUAAACUUUAUGAUAAGUUGUCUGCUAAUGCUAACCCAGAACAGAAUGAAGAAAUAAAUAGAAAAUAUUUAGUAAGGUUUGACAAAAAACAAGGAGGAAGUUCUUUCCAAAGUACAAAUGAAGAGUUUCCAGAAGAAAGUGAAGAUGAAGAAAAACAUAAUUCCGAUUACUAUGAUGAUGAUGUUGAUCCUUCGAAUGAAUGGGUUGAAUAUACAGAUUGUCUAGGUCGUUCAAGAAAAUGUUUGAGGAAAGACUUGGAAAAUAUAAAAGCAAAAGAUGCUGAUUUGAAAUUAAUAAUAGACAAGCCACAGCAACCAGUCGUUAAUACUGAGGAAACUAACAGUGAUAAGGAUAAAGAAAAUGAAAAUAAUGAGAAAGAAAAAGAAGAACAAGUUGAUGCAAAUAUUGAAGUUGAACCUGAAAUGAUAUCAGCAGAUAUGGAAAGAGAAAAAUUGAGAAGACAAUGGGAACAAGAAGAGGAAGAACUAAGAGAUAAAACUAACAUACAUUAUCAAAAUGUUUUGUUCAAUGAGGCGAGACUGCAUGGUACAGGUUACUAUGCAUUUUCCAAGGAUGAAGAGGAAAGAGCCAAACAACAAGAUGCUCUGAGAAAAUUAAGAGCUGAAACAGAACAGCAGCAGAAGAAAGCACAGGAUUUAAAGGCACAGAGAGAAAAACAGAUGGCAGCAAGAAUGAAGGCUGCACGUAAUAGAAGAAGGGCGCGAUUGGGUUUACCACCAGAGGAAGAUGAACCAGAACCGACUCCAGAAUCUACCCCAGACACAGAAGAAGAUAAGAGAAAAUCUGAAGAAAAGUCCAAAGAAGGAGAAAAACUAUUGGCAGAGGCUAGAAAACGUCACGUUCGGCCAUGGGACAUCGGAAAAGAGGGUGUCAAUGAAUUCUACCAAAUGAAUCAAGACGAAUGGAACGAGAAAAAACGCAAAGAAAGACAUUCGGAAUUUGCUCCCCCUAUGACUUACAAUAAAAGUAGAGAAUUUAGCAGUAUGAAGAAAAUAGAAUGCGAUAUUGAUAGUAGCGAUAAAUCAUUAAAAUUUUCUUCUAUCACUCCAAGAAAUGCCAAAAACAGACAUCAAAAACUGAAAAAUAUAAAUCCAUAUAAACAGUCACACAAGACUACAAAUUCUGAAGCUAGUGAUGAUGAGGAUAAUGACGAAUUAUUGAAGGAUUAUAUGAAGUCACAACCAUCAGGAAGCAACAAUAAAACUUAUUCUACAUGUCAAAAUACUUCUUAUGAUCCAGAAUAUCCAACAGAACAAAAUGAUGAUGUUAUUUUCAGUCACAAUAAGAUCUCAGCCAGUGGAAGUAGUGCUAUGAAUCCUACACCAAUAUUUAAUGAAGUUGAAGAGCCUGAUUAUAAUGAUGCACUUUUAGCUGAUUAUCACAAAAUAAUGCCGGAUAAUGAUGAACAGCCAGAAAGAAAAAGGACCGAAAUUGCUCCACCGCCCACUUAUGAUUAUUACGGAGCCUCUGACAGCAAGAAACCCAAAUAUGCUUCAGGGAAAGUUAAUCUAGCAGAUUCUAUUGAAGCAGGCUUGAAAUUUUUGAGGAAACAAGCUGAGAGAAAAUCUAGUCGGCGUGCAGAUGAUUUCGAAAUUAUGUAACAAGAUUACUGUGAUGAAUAUAUUCGGUUUUCUUUUCACA
Molecule: messenger RNA, 2069 nt
Organism: Ceutorhynchus assimilis (cabbage seed weevil)
Lineage: Eukaryota; Metazoa; Arthropoda; Insecta; Coleoptera; Curculionidae
Source: the annotation of a GenBank genome assembly